Molecule: messenger RNA, 765 nt
Organism: Gracilinanus agilis (Agile Gracile Mouse Opossum)
Lineage: Eukaryota; Metazoa; Chordata; Mammalia; Didelphimorphia; Didelphidae
Gene: CRYBB3
Product: crystallin beta B3
Exons: 6
Coding region: 1-765 (254 amino acids)
Biological process (GO): visual perception; lens development in camera-type eye
Molecular function (GO): structural constituent of eye lens
Source: RefSeq, a predicted model, not a curated record
AUGAUGGAGCAGCAAAGCGUCCCCGAGCAGGCGGCUGCUGGGAAAAGCCAUGGAGGCUUGGGAGGGAGCUUCAAGGUCUCCGUCUAUGAGCUGGAGAACUUUCAGGGAAAGAAGUGCGACUUCUCUGCGGAGUGCCCCAACCUCACUGAGAGUCUGCUGGAGAAGGUGGGCUCCAUCCAGGUGGAAUCUGGCCCAUGGUUGGCAUUUGAGCGCUGCGCCUUCCGGGGAGAGCAGUUCGUCCUAGAAAAGGGGGAUUACCCCAGGUGGGACGCCUGGUCCAACAGCCAUCACAGCGACAGUCUCCUCUCCCUUAGGCCCCUGCACAUCGACAGCCCAGAGCACAAAAUCCACCUAUUUGAGAAUCCAGGGUAUGGCGGCCGCAAGAUGGAGAUCGUGGAUGACGAUGUGCCCAGUCUCUGGGCCCAUGGCUUCCAGGACCGAGUGGCCAGCAUCAGAGUUAUCAAUGGAACCUGGGUCGGGUAUGAACAGGCCAACUGCAAAGGAGAGCAGUUUGUGUUUGAGAAAGGUGAGUAUCCUCGAUGGGACUCUUGGACCAACAGCCGCCGGACCGAUGCACUCAGCUCCCUGAGACCCAUCAAAGUGGACGGCGGCGGGGUGGGGGAAAUGCAGCAGGAGGGGUGGACCGACGGCAGUCUCGGGCGCUGCAGCAUCAGCACCAGCAUCCGCAGCGACUUCACGACAGCAACAUCAGCACCAGCAGCACCGGACUUGGGGCGGGCGGGGCGCACGCCCUGUGACCGUUAG